Molecule: messenger RNA, 3884 nt
Organism: Elgaria multicarinata webbii
Lineage: Eukaryota; Metazoa; Chordata; Lepidosauria; Squamata; Anguidae
Gene: CRKL
Product: CRK like proto-oncogene, adaptor protein
Exons: 3
Coding region: 173-1105 (310 amino acids)
Biological process (GO): signal transduction; positive regulation of ERK1 and ERK2 cascade; cell migration
Molecular function (GO): receptor tyrosine kinase binding; signaling adaptor activity
Source: RefSeq, a predicted model, not a curated record
GCCUGGGCCGCCAUUUUGGCGCUGUGCUGUGGCGGAGCGGUCGGGCAGCAGGAGCGGCGGCGGCACUCGCCUGGCUGUGAGGGGUGCGGCCAAGCGCGAUGCCCCGCGGCUGACGCGCUCGCUCCCGUCUCCGCCUGCCGCGCCGCCUCUCGCCUGCCGGGCCCCCCUCGCGAUGUCCUCGAGCGCGCCGGCGGCGGCGGCAGCCCGCUUCGACGCGUCGGAGCGCUCUUCGUGGUACGCGGGUCCGCUGUCGCGGGCGGAGGCGCAGGGGCGGCUGCAGGGGCAGCGGCACGGCACCUUCCUGGUGCGCGACUCGUCCACCUGCCCCGGCGACUACGUGCUGUCGGUGUCGGAGAACUCGCGCGUCUCGCACUACAUCAUCAACUCGCUGCCCGGGCGGCGCUUCAAGAUCGGCGACCAGGAGUUCGAGCACCUGCCGGCCCUGCUCGAGUUCUACAAGAUCCACUACCUGGACACCACCACCCUCAUCGAGCCCGCGCCCAGGUAUCCAGCAACACUGAUGGGGUCGGGAUCAGCACCCAUUGUGCCUACUACAGAAGAGAAUGUGGAAUAUGUUCGGACUCUUUAUGACUUUCUUGGAAAUGAUGCGGAGGAUCUGCCAUUUAAAAAGGGGGAGAUACUGGUCAUUUUAGAGAAGCCUGAAGAACAGUGGUGGAGUGCCAGAAACAAAGAUGGCCGUGCUGGAAUGAUCCCUGUUCCUUACGUUGAGAAGCUUGUGCGAUCUUCCCCACAUGGAAGGCACGGGAAUAGGAAUUCCAAUAGCUAUGGGAUUCCUGAGCCUGCCCACGCUUAUGCUCAGCCGCAGACCGCGAGCCCUCUUCCCAAUGUACCUAAUACUCCUGGGGCAGUGAUCAACCCCCUGCCGUCAACACAAAAUGGACCAGUCUAUGCCAAAGUGAUUCAAAAGAGAGUUCCAUGUGCUUACGACAAGACUGCCUUGGCACUAGAGGUUGGCGACCUGGUGAAGGUCACGAGGAUGAAUAUCAAUGGUCAGUGGGAAGGUGAAGUCCAUGGCAGGAAAGGGCUCUUCCCUUUCACACAUGUCAAAAUAAUUGACCCUCAGAAUCCAGAUGAAAACGAAUGAUUCCCGCUGGCCCAUUUUUACAUUACUGCUUCAUUUUCCGGCUAUCAUGAGCAUCAUUUGAAGUGCAAUGAUUGUUAAUGGCGCAUUGUAAGCCCUGCCUGUUGUCCAUGUUUUCCAGCUUGCUGUGAUUUGACAGCCCCCCCUAGUAGUAUCUCUUUGAUAUGCACACAGUGAAAGAAGAAGUCACGUGAUGCCUCAGUUGUGUUUUCUCAGUUGUGGAUUUCUCCCAGAAGGAUUUUGGACCUUAAGCAGCAGAAGGGUGGGGCUGCCCCCCAGGCCGAAGACGAGGGGCUGAAAUUUCCGUUUUCCUGGCUGCAGUGGACCGACGUUCUGCUCAGGAGGAGAACCCUAAGCAACUUUGUCUAAUGCGGAACAGCAAAUUAUACAUUUUAAUUUUUCCUUCUGGGGCAUGGAAGACUUGAUUUGAGAGGAAACAAUCUGUUUAAACAAUUAGAAUAAUAGUGUCUUUAGCCUAUGUUUGAUGCGCUUUGUAUAUUAACAAGUCAAUUUUCUGAGUGCUGUUAACCUAGAACACAUUUGGGACAACAGCAAAGCAUCAUUUUAAGGAAUUGCAUUGCAGCAAAGGCUUGAAUUUACAACUAUGAUACACAAUUGGUCUGUUUUGCCAUACACCUACCUAAAAUUGAUGUUUGAUGCAAUGAUUCUGCAAACAAGUCUUUAAAAGAAACAUUUUUAUGUCUCACAGGCACUUUCUGCCUCUUUAAAUGCAAUUUUUUUAAAUAGCAAGCAUUGAUAAUCAAUAAUGGGUGGAAUACUACUGUAAAUCAAAAGAUAUAAUUUAAUCUCUUCCAUGCCCGUUGUGUGUGAAUCACAGAAGGUGUACAAAGUUGGUGUACAAAUUGUUGUUUCUCUGUGCUAGGUUUUAAACAUAAUGAGGAAUGGUUAAAAAAAAUGCAGAAAGCUGAAUGUUGGUUUUAGCAUCUGAAAAAUUGACUCCAUAGAUGGUGGUUUUAAAAACUUUAGUCAGCGCAUGUUCUCUCUUGAGGAUUUUUGACUUCUGAGGAGCCCCAUCUUCAACUAAGUAUUGAAGUGCCUUAAUUUGAGGAUGAACGGUGCUAAAGGGACGCAGUUGUGGCAAAGGGAUUUGGUCUAAACAGAAGCAUUUCAGUUUGCUGAUUAUUAAAACUCUGUAAUGCUGGUUAGGUGGUUGAUGGUCUAGGGAAAAGGAGAGCAUGGUUUUACUGCCAAACAUACUGUGAAUUGGACAGGAAGCACUGCUAUGCCUUAGGUGCUCAGGCCCUCUGUGAUGGACAGUUAUGCAGCUAUUUUAGAGAAAAAGAAAAAAAAGAGAGAGAGAGAUGCCCGGGCAGGUGCCCCUGUUGAUUUUUUAGUUACUGCAAAGUAAAACUACUGAGCUUUGUGUUAGGAAUAUUUAAGCUGCACUAAACAUCCAUCUGCCACAGAUAAUCCUAUUACACUGCUGGUCUAACACUCAUGAGCAAUCCUUAAAUGCCUUGAAAAGCUACAAGAACACUGUGUGUUGUCAUUCCAAUAUGCUCCAGAUAGAACCUCUGUUCCUCCCCAGCUCGCUUCCUUGGCUCCGCCUUAGACUCCUCUCUGCCUGGUAAAUGAAUGUGAGGAUUGCAAAGGAAGGGAUGGGCGUCUAUGCAAGUAAGCGUCCUGCCGUUGCCAGGAGCACUUGGUGGCUUCCGAGGCUCUUCAGGAGGCAGCUGAGAACUUCAUCUCCAUUUGAAGCCCAAAUCGGAGUGGCGCCUGUCAUGGCUAAUACCUGCAGCUCAGGUAUUUGAUCUGUCCAUAAAUGUUAUCAAGGGUUAGGUAUCAUUGCUGUUUACUUACAUCUCUGCUGCCUCAGAGAGCCUCAUGUAGAAGACGACCCUUGGGUUAGUCACGGGAGCUCUUCGAUCUAUGCAUUCUGGUGGUGCAAGGUGUUAAAAGCCUUGCAGUGCAGCCCUUGCAUGUUUACUUGGAAAUGAAUCCCUCUGAGUGCUGCGGCAGGUGCUCCCUACUCAGUGGGCAGAGGUUUGGCACCUAAUUGUAGCCAUUGAUUGAAAUGUCUUUGGAAGGUCUUGCCUUCCCUGUUGCACAGGGUGAUGAUGGCUUGGAUCAGCAGGGGAAUUGGGGAGCGUUGCGGCUGACAGAAGUCACUGUUUACGAACCAGGCAGGAAUGCAUCAAAGGGAAUCUCCUAUUUUGGUUGGAGGUCUUGAGGGCCCAAUCAGUAUUUUUGUUAAGGAAUAUAAAGCACUGGCGUGCCAUUUCAUGUGCCUGCAAUUUUAUUUUUUAUUUUUUUUGUAUUUUAUAGUGAACAUCACGGGAUGGGGUUAGCUUGUUAUGUCUGUCUCUCAUAAAUUUCUCUGGCAUCUCCAACUGUGAGCUUCCCUUGUGGGACCAGCAGAAGUAUGCUGGGGAGCUCUUCAUGUUCCCGUUCACCUCAUCUGGGUUGUUAAAAUGCAAACAUGUCCAGAAACGAUUUUGCGGAGGGAAAGGUGGCCUUGUAUUUAAGACGGUCUUCACUGUGCAAACAUUUUUAUGUAAUUGAAGUAUCAUUUGAAUUUCAGGCAAUGAUGUGUUGUUCUUUACAUCUUUCUUUGGGGGUCAUCAUAGCUUGAUUUUAUUUUAUUUUGUGCUACAAAAUUAACAGUAUUAAAUAUAUUCUUAGAACACAUCAAGUGUCAUUUCUUAAAAUUAGUGCCUUUUUUGUUUUUUUACUCAAUUUACUUCACUACUGAUCCCACAUCAAGCCAGUGUGGUCAGUGCCCAAUUUGUAUACUCUCAAUAAAACAUACAUCCAACUUGCA